Molecule: messenger RNA, 1590 nt
Organism: Carassius auratus (goldfish)
Lineage: Eukaryota; Metazoa; Chordata; Actinopteri; Cypriniformes; Cyprinidae
Product: proteinase-activated receptor 3-like
Biological process (GO): thrombin-activated receptor signaling pathway; blood coagulation; positive regulation of Rho protein signal transduction
Cellular component (GO): plasma membrane
Molecular function (GO): thrombin-activated receptor activity
Source: RefSeq, a predicted model, not a curated record
AUGUCUAACUUUCCUCUAUGUCCACUUGCAGGAAAGAGCGAUGGGAAGAGCAAACAAAACAGCACUGUCAUCGCCAGCCCGAGGACCUUUCAAGGAGACGCCAUCCCAAUCAUUGUACCUCCUCCUCCAAACGAAACAACAGACCCACAAACAAACAUCCACCCAUCCGCCGUUGAUGUUGAAGUCAAGUUACGAAGCAACAACACGGCAAACUACCUCCAAGGACCUCUGAGUAAUAGGUUCAUCCCAGCCGUCUACAUCAUAGCCGUCGUUGUCGGCAUUCGCAAUAUCGCCAUCUUGGUUUCCGUUGGAACCAAAGUGCGGGCCAUUUCAUCGGCUAUUUUGUACUGUAGCUUGGCAGCGUCCGACUUGCUGCUGUUGUUCAGCCUGCUGCUGAAGGUGCACUAUCAUCUCAGCGGAAACCAUUGGAUAUUCGGCGAAACCGCUUGUCGUAUCACAACCGCCUGUUUUUACGGAAACCUUUACUGCUCUGCUUUCACACUAGCAUGCAUUAGCAUCAAACGCUACCUAGCUGUGGUUCAUCCUUUCCUUUAUAAGAGCUUGCCGAAGCGCUCAAUGACCACAUGGGGUUGUUUAACCGUCUGGAUCGUAUUUAUCAUCGCCCUUCUGCCGGAAUUCCUAGUGAAACAAAGCUACCGCAUCACAGAUCUCGGAAUAAUCACAUGCCACGACGUUCUCCCUGCUGGCUUAAGUAACUACCAAUGGCUUAUCUAUUAUAACUUAGGCUUGACCUGUGUAGGUUUUUUCCUGCCUCUAGUGGUGACAGUGACAUGUUACACUUCUAUCAUCUGGCACCUGAACCGUUCACACCAAGACUGGGCUCUUUAUAUCAGAGCUAGCACGUUUAACUUCAUUAUCUUUGUUUUGUGCUUCGGCCCGAGCAGCUGCCUUCAUUUCGUGCAUUAUAUCAUGCUUUCUAUCGGCUUUACAGAGAGUCUUUACAUCUACUUCAGUGUGGCAGUGUGUCUGUGUUGCUUGCAUAGCGCUCUGGAUCCGUAUCUGUUCGUGCUCAUGUCCAGGACUGUCGGAACCAAACGCUACUUCCUUACACGCAAAGGACAUACGCUUAGCCUCUCUGCGUAAAUCAAUAUGAAAUGUGUAGAGUGCAACCCAUUUAACUUCCCUAAUCUUUGAAACUGGAUUCAGUCAAAUGUGAUUUUCAUGUUGACAAUAUUAUUCUAAAAGGAGAUUUCUAGAAUCAAGGUUUUUUUUGGUUUCGAUUUUUGUUUCUGAACCUCUUUGUUCUAGAUUUAAAGUUUUUAAUAUGUGAAGUGCCACGAGGAGAACUAAUAGUUCCAGUUUAAGCCAGAAUCGGUUGGACAGGAGCAGGAUCUUUAUACUGAAUGCAAAUGGAGAGUCAUUUGAAUGGCCCUGAAAGAAAAGGAUGUAAUAUACUGCCUGGACUGUGUGUUUUGAAUGUUACAUAAAGCCUUGUUGACCAAGGCAAGGUUUGUCUGUAUAGGUUAUCCUUAUUUGUAUAGAGAAUUCAAAUGUUGUACUAUAAUGCCUAUAUUUAAACUCGCAUGAUUUUAAAGCACAGCAUUAAUAUAGUCAUUAAAACAAAUAAAA